Culicoides brevitarsis is the source of this 1459-nucleotide messenger RNA. It is a transcript of the gene mRpS5, whose product is annotated as small ribosomal subunit protein uS5m. The record is from RefSeq and is a predicted model, not a curated record. NCBI's taxonomy places the organism in Eukaryota, Metazoa, Arthropoda, Insecta, Diptera, Ceratopogonidae. Gene Ontology annotation, cellular component: ribosome. Gene Ontology annotation, biological process: translation. The transcript is spliced from 2 exons. Gene Ontology annotation, molecular function: structural constituent of ribosome; RNA binding. Bases 18 to 1331 code for a protein of 437 amino acids.
AAUGUCAUAGCAGAAAAAUGUCUUUGCUGCUCCGUUCGGUGAAUAUUUUAUCGAAUUCCUACAAAAUUUUGCCUGCCAGUAAUGCAAGAUUUGUUCCAAUCAACAGUGUCAUCAUCAACAAAUAUGCUCCUUUGUUAGAAUUUGUGCGACAAGUUGGAUUUUUCAGCAGAGUGCCUGCUUCUCAACUAUGGAAAGGCGUUAGUUCUGUCAGUAACGCAGGAAAGAAACGAGGCCGUGGAAAAUCUGUAAUGCGCCCUCGUGAUUUGAAUCGAGGACAAAUUAUUGGAGUAGGAAAAGAAAAUAUUAUUUGGCCUGGAUUAAAUGCGCCCAUCAUACAAGGCAAGGAAUUGGUACAUCAACAAAGACUUCCGCCUAAUCCAAAUCACGAAUCCAAAAUAUUGGAGAUACGUGACAAUGCGCCGCAAGGUAAUCGGAUGAAAAUAGAUGCUUUGGAUCGAGGAUGGUCCGGAAAACGAUUGCCUGGAAGAAGUAUUGGGCCUCCAGAUCCAAUUGGUGAAGAUAAUUUUGAGGGAUUUGAUACAAAAGUCAUCGAGCACAAACAAGUUUUUACCAUGAAAGGAAAUAUGGGUAGAAAACGUCGUUGGUCAGUGUUUGUUGUUACGGGAAACAAAAACGGACUUGCCGGAUUCGCUCAAGGAAAAUCUAACGAUCCGAGAGCGGCGAUGAGAAAAGCGAAAAAUCGUGCGGGACAGCAUUUGAUUCAUUUUGAACUCUAUAAUGGACAUACAAUAAUCCACGAUUUUUUUGCACAAUUUAGCAAAACCAAGAUUUUUGCCAAAAGAAUGCACGAAGGUUAUGGAUUAGUAUGUCAUCGUGCUAUCAAAGUGUGUUGCGAAUUGUUGGGCAUAAAGGAUUUACAUGCUAAAGUUGAAGGUUCGACCUGCGUUCAUCACGUCGUCAAAGCAUUCUUCAUUGGAAUUUUACAACAAAAAAAUUUGCAACAGUUGGCGGAAGAAAAAGGAUUGCUCGUUGUUGAGAAUCGGAAAACAGAUGGAAGCCUUCCAAAGGUUGUUGCUCGGCCAUCUCGUUGUCGUAAAGAAGAGGAAAUUGAUAUCGACGAAGUUACAGACUUUAAGUUGUAUGCGAUGAAUAAUCGUGUUCCGUUGAAACGUAAAAAACAUCCUCCAUUCUAUACACGAUUGCCUUAUUGGCCAAUCUACUUGAAGAAACAAGAAACAAUUCGAAACAAGGAUAAAGUUCGCCUAAAUAUGCUUGUAGAACACGGAGAAUUGCGAAGUUUUCUCACUGACAACUAUCCAGAGUGCAAACCCGGAAGACCAAAAAGAAAACCCGAAGAAGCUGAAGCUUAAUAAACAAUAAAUCUGUAGCCUCUUUAAAAACUUUUCAGUCAAUAAAAAGUCUUAUAGUUGUUAUAAAUUCUUAUCAAAUUACAUAUGUAGUAGUUACCCAUGUUACAAACAAGUAAAUAAGGAUGAUA